This is a messenger RNA of Gossypium arboreum, 1294 nucleotides long. RefSeq names its product serine/threonine-protein phosphatase 2A activator 2-like. Gene Ontology annotation, cellular component: cytoplasm; protein phosphatase type 2A complex; nucleus. Gene Ontology annotation, molecular function: protein tyrosine phosphatase activator activity; peptidyl-prolyl cis-trans isomerase activity. The record is from RefSeq and is a predicted model, not a curated record. The coding region runs from base 549 to 932 and encodes 127 amino acids. Gene Ontology annotation, biological process: mitotic spindle organization. NCBI's taxonomy places the organism in Eukaryota, Viridiplantae, Streptophyta, Magnoliopsida, Malvales, Malvaceae. The transcript has 2 exons.
UAAAUCUCAAAAGGUCCCCACAAUCGCUCCUCCCUUCCUCUUUGUGACCCCAGCCAAGAAAAUCACAUCCCCCGGGGACAUCCGCAAAUUCCACGACUACCCAGCGUCUAAAAAUUAGCUAGGAUACAUUGUAGCCUUGUCAGAAUCCAUGUAUGGCCAUAAAAUCUUCAAUCCAUGCCCGAAUCCCCCACUAUCUCCAAGAUUGUUUCCGUUAUCGAAAUCCUGCGGGCUAUGGGUCGACCAAAUUCCACCCGUUCAACAAUCCUCUCGCUACGGCAACACCUCUUAUCGAACCUGGCAUGAACACCUAACUGAAAACGUUGAAUCCCUCAUGCUUCGGUUCCUCCCCGACGAUCUCAAACCAUCCACCGUCGAAAUCGUCCCUUAUUUCACUGAAAGAUUCGGUAACUCGAGCCGAAUCGACUAUGGGACCGGCCACGAAACCAAUUUCGCAGCCUGGUUAUAUUGCUUAGCCAGAAUGGGAAUCAUUAAAGAAAAGGAAUUACCACGCAGUGGUGGCUAGAGUUUUUGUCAAAUAUCUAGAGUUAAUGAGGAAGCUUCAGCUUAUUUAUUGCUUGGAACCUGCGGGCUCCCACGGGGUUUGGGGUUUAGAUGAUUACCAUUUCUUGCCGUUUAUAUUUGGGAGUUCGCAGUUGAUUGAUCAUAAGUACAUGAAGCCGAAAUCGAUUCAUAAUGAUGAUAUUUUGGACAACUUUUCGAGCGAGUACAUGUAUCUUUCUUGUAUUCAGUUUGUAAAGAAAGUGAAAAAGGGCCCAUUUGCCGAGCAUUCGCCGUUGUUGAAUGAUAUAAGUGAAGUGCCUAAUUGGAAUAAGGUGAAUACUGGGAUGCUUAAAAUGUAUAAAGCUGAAGUGCUUGAAAAGGUUCCUAUCAUGCAGCAUUUCCUCUUUGGAUGGCUCAUUAAGUGGGAAUAAUGUUUUAUGGAGACAAAUGGUAAGGAACCAAAGAGAAAGGUAGUUCCUCAUCCUGAUUUCAAUCAAUGGCACCCCAUCAAUCCAUUUGGUUUGUUCUUUCACCCCCUCCUUUCCUUGUAUUUCUUUUGUUUAUGAUAUAUUUCUUGUAAUGAAAGGCCAUCGGUUGUGUUGAAACACCCAAUGCUCAAAUGCAUGGGUUAAUGUUUUGCAAUUAUUUAUGUACAUCAAUUUUGGGUGGAAAAGUUGAAAGGAUUUUGAUAAGCUUAGGAGACUGUUUUUGAAAGGCACAAUGCUGUUGGCAAUAUCUAUUUAUGUUGAUUCAUUCAUUCAUUAAUUAAAGUGCAAAAAAGGAAAAUGCGAUA